Carassius auratus (goldfish) is the source of this 4733-nucleotide messenger RNA. RefSeq names its product hedgehog-interacting protein-like. Bases 453 to 2537 code for a protein of 694 amino acids. The transcript is spliced from 13 exons. Lineage: Eukaryota; Metazoa; Chordata; Actinopteri; Cypriniformes; Cyprinidae. The record is from RefSeq and is a predicted model, not a curated record.
UUAAAAAGAAGGUAGAAUGAGCAAAGGGAAACAUGUGAGUGCACUGAAGAGCAUGCAACAGACAACUUAGUGCAACUUUUGAUCACACGCAUCAACCUUUGUGCACCAACAGGAUUUAACUUUUGGGAAAGGAGACAUACGAUUUCUGUAUACCUGACCACUUUUUUUUCUUCUUAUUUUCUUCUUAUUAUUACUAUUAUUAUUAUUAUUAUUAUUAUUAUUAUUAUUAUUAUUAUUACUUAUUAAAAUACAUUAUCAUGUUUUUUCCACUUUAACAACAUCAUAACCAGCACUUGUCUUAAUUUAUUAUUGCAAUUUCUUUGCUAUUAUUUAAUUUGUAGUUUUCAUUCAAAUUAGUUAUUCUAUAACAACUUUCUGGAUGCGCGUGGGGGCUGUCAUACAGCAGUCCUGAUUUCUGAGCUUGGUCCGCUUUUGGUUUAAUCCCUCUGAAAAUGAAGCAUUUGAAAUUUGUGCUCUUGUUGGCCAUCGCGGCCAAUUUUUGGGAAUGUGGUGAUGCGAAAUUCGGCGAGAAAGGAGAAAUAAGUCCAAGGAGGAGGAGAUGUUACGAUGGAAGUCUGCCGAAACGCCUGAAGAAGAAGGAGAGAAACCUGUCACUGGAUGGAAGCGGCGGAGAGGAGGUUUGUCACAGGCUCUAUCCUCGCGUGUCCUGCUGUCCGUCCAGGAGAGCUCCGUAUCAGUUACUCCAUCGGAGAGAUGCUCGGAUCUUCUCAACCAAUAACACAGAGUGUUCUAGACUGCUGGAGGAGAUUAAGUGUGCCCAUUGCUCACCACAUGCCCAGAUGCUCUUCCACUCGCCCAAACUUGAAAAAACACCACACAGAGAACAAGAUCUACCCCGCUUAUGUCACGACUACUGCCAGGAGUUCUACUACACCUGCCGGGGACACAUACCAGAACUGUUCCAAGCCGACGUGGAUGAGUUCUGCCAGUACUAUGGAAGGAUGGACGGAGGCCUGUGCUUUCCAGAUUUUCACAGAAAGCAACUGCGCAGAGAUUCCAACUACCUGUUAGAUGAAAAAAUAGAUGUGAUUAACAGAAAACAUAAACACAACUGCUACUGCACUCAGGAGAUCCUUAGUGGUCUUCGACAGCCUGUUGGCAUGGUGCAUUGUGCGGAUGGAUCACAGCGGCUUUUUAUUUUGGAGAAGGAAGGCUUUGUCCGUAUCCUAACACAUGACAUGAAGCUCUUGAAAGAGCCUUUUCUGAACAUUCAUAAGCUGGUGCAAAGCAGUAGUAAGGGAGGAGAUGAAAGGGGCUUGCUAAGCCUUGCAUUCCACCCCAAUUAUAAGAAAAAUGGAAAGCUCUACGUCUCCUACACAACCAACCAAGAGCGCUGGGCUAUAGGACCACACGACCACAUUCUUCGUGUAGUCGAGUACACUGUGUCCAGGAAAAACCCAAACCAGGUGGACACAAGGACUACUCGGGUUUUAAUGGAAGUAGCUGAGCUCCACCGAAAGCAUUUGGGAGGGCAGCUCCUCUUUGGCCCUGAUGGGCUUCUGCACAUUUUCUUAGGUGAUGGCAUGAUCACUUUGGACGAUAUGGAGGAGAUGGAUGGUCUGAGUGAUUUCACAGGAUCUGUCCUUCGGGUGGAUGUGGACACAGAUUGGUGUAGUACUCCUUACUCUAUACCCAGAAACAACCCCUAUUUCAACAGCACAAAUCAGCCCCCUGAAAUCUUUGCCCACGGACUGCAUGAUCCAGGGAGGUGUGCAGUGGAUAAGCUCCGCAUGGACACCAAUGGGAGUCUGCUGAUCCUGUGCACAGAUACUGUUGGCAAAAAUACGACAACAGGCAGGAUCCUACAGGUCAUCAAAGGGAAAGACUAUGAAAAUGAGCCAUCUAUGUUUGAUUUGGGGUCAAAUGAAGGUGCCGUCCCAGUUGGUGGAUUCAUCUACCGGGGAUGUCAGUCAAGAAGACUUUAUGGAAGUUAUGUAUUUGGAGACAAAAAUGGGAACUUCAGAAUUCUGCAGAGGCUUUCAGAAGACAGGUUGUGGCAAGAGAAGCCUCUUUGUCUUGGUACUGGCAGUUCCUGUAGUUCCUCACUGGUAGGCCACAUCCUGGGGUUUGGCGAAGAUGAAUUAGGUGAGGUCUACAUCCUCGCUUCCAGCAAAAGCACGGCGAUACAGUCGCACAGCGGAAAACUCUACAAGUUGGUGGACCCUAAAAGGCUACAGGUCCCUAAGGAGUGCAGACGGCCAGUAGAGGAUCCAGAGAUGCUAAGCACCACUUGCUCUCGUGAAUGCAAGAAUGGCCACUGUACACCAACUGGCAAGUGCUGCUGCAGUCCUGGCUGGGAGGGCCCCUUUUGCUUACGAGCUAAAUGUGAACCGGCCUGUCGCAACGGCGGGGUCUGCGUGGAACCCAACAAGUGUCUCUGCAAGGAAGGAUUCUCUGGCAGCCAGUGUGAGAAAGGAGAUCGAGGGACACAAGGAGACGGUGAGAAAGACAGCAUCCUGGAGCACAUCAUUAACAUGACGUCUUACCUGCUGGACCUCACCAGUUAUAUUGUAUAAAAAGAAGGGCAGGAUGAUAACGCACUCUUCACUGGUUGGCAGACUAAACGUAAUGGAGGCCUUCAGGACACCAUCCCCAAUCUCCAACUGCCCCUCAUCUGACCCUCCUCUCCCACCACUGUUUCAUGAGCCACAGGCUUUGAUCUCCAUGCUCCCCUACACCCCCUGCACUCCCACCACUUUGCACAAACACACAGAAAACAAUAAUAGGGUGACCAAUGGAACCUCAACAGGCAUAGAUAAAGGGGUUGCAUGUUGGAGGUCCCAUGCAGGGCUCCACGGUUUUUACUGCUGGUAUUGUGUGUAAAUUCUGGUCCACUUUAAAGUCAAGUGUCCCUGCAGGUGGACUCAGAAAAUCACUGGAAAACUCACAUGAGACCAACUCAUGUUCGGUGUAAUCUCAACAUGGGCACCGGUUUGUACUACAGGACUAUUUGGGAUUUUAGGGAGUCAAGAAUUACAGCACUCAUUUAGUUAAGUCAGAUGGACAGUCUACCAAACUGAACUGCACACUGCCAUGGAUUCACAGGUUGUUUGAAGAAUGGAGAGGAAGUAGCUGUCAGUACAGCUGCAAAACCAUACAGUAGACUUAGUCUUAUUCAGCGGGUCUUUGUAUAACUGGAGAAUCAUUAUGAUGGGACUGGAUGCCAGUUAAUAUUCAGAUCUGCUUAAAUGACAUCCAUGAUCAUUGAGGAUCCUGCAGAGUCAAGCUGAAUAUCGACUGAAUCCCAUUGAUGUUUCAUUUCGAUGAAAACAUCAAGUGAAAUGUAAAUCUAUAAGAACGUUUGGACAGUCACUUUGAUUGUUAAUUUAAUACAUUAGUUAAGAGAUGACUGGUUUGUGGAGAAACUACCCUGAAGAGGUAACUGCUCUGGUUAAAGUUGCAGUAUCAGCUAUAUCAUUUUCCUACAGUUGUUCAUGACCAUGCACGCUGCUUUCAUUGCAAAUUGUAUAUCUAUUCAUAUUUUAAAAUGUUCAUAUAUCUUUUGUUUCUGUGUGAUAUCAAGUACAGAAGCUUAUAUAUAAUAUAUAUAUAUAUAUAUAUAUAUGGAAAACCCUAGCAAAUAAUGGUCUUUUCACAGAUUCUAUGACUGUCACAAUGGAAAGCUUCAUGUAAUGUUCUCCAUAUUUUUUAUUGUUUCUAAACACCAAACCAUAUUCCGUUUUGUCAUAUGCAAAAGGGAUCAAGACUGGUGACUGGUGUAAGUGUCAUAUAGUACUGUACUGAGAUAUGUACUACGUAGAUUUGCCAUUGUUUUAAUAGAGGAGGAUUCCUUUAUUUUUUUAAGGAAUAAUAUAUGGGAGAGGAUUGGUUUUGCAUUAAGCCUGUUAAUUCAUUUGAUAUAUUGUACUAAAUACUUACACAGUUCUAUUGACAAGACAACAUCGUUCUCUUACUAUAAGAGAGCUUUGACAGAAAAAAAAAAAUAGAACUUUCCUUCUGACUAUGUAAUGUUUCUGUAAUACAUGGCUCAAGCUAUAAUUUUAGAGGCAGUGUUUUUUUUUUAUAUAUAUCCCUGCUCAUGAACGACUAGAAUAGGAUGUUAAAUAUGGUCUAUGAUCUCAUCAAAACCCCAUAGUAUCCCUCCAAAAACUGAUGGGGCUGAAAGCAAUGGGGCUUUUGGGUUUAGAAAUUUGUAAUCAGAGAGGUCAUAAAUAUUACACAGCUUUCACUGAGCCGGUUUUCUUGUCAUUGAAAGGUUACAGUCCCCUCUGAGAUAGUCAGGUAUAUUUGAUGUUUUUAGUAUAAUCAUUUAUUCCUCCCAAAGACAAGUAUAUCAACAACAAUCCCCACGUGUUUAUGACUUUCCAGUGCAUUUUAGCAUUCUUUGUUACAUUACAUGUAAAGAAUCCAUGCUGUAAAUCUACUCAAUAAUUUUAGCACUUAAUGUGAAACCUGCAUUGGAGCUGCUGGGAGGGUGUCAUGUGAAUAGAGAAACCCUGAUUCUUUUAUUAUUUAAGUAGUUACGCCUUAAAGUUAUUUAAGUUGUCUACAAUGUUUUUUACUGUUUUAUGUGAAGAAAUCAUUUAUUGUAAAUAACUAGGUUUAUCUCGGGUUCUUCUCAGAAAUAUCAAUAUGUUUAUUAAAGUGUAUAGCAUGUUUGAGAACUUAAUGUACGACUCUGCUUUUUUAAAUGAUCUGAUAUGUGAUGUAACUCACCAUGGGUGUUUUUCAUAAAUGUUUUAUUACAUGAA